AAUCUAUCGGAAAAGUUCCCAAUACCGAAACAGAAAUUGGUGCAUAUUUUGCAAGCUAGAGAUAAAUUCUUCUCCAUUAGAGAAUCCAGAGCUAUAAAAUUCUUUUUACCAUUCAUGUAUCGGCUGCCAGUUUCAUUGUACAUGGGUCAAAUCAAAAUCCUUCGCACAAGUCCUUUAAGCAUUAUGAUUGCAAUGUUCAAUUACCUAAUAGUUGUUCUUAUGUUCACUGUUUGCGUUAAAAGCCGUAUAUUCGGAGGUGGAAUGCAUGGUGGAGGCCUUGGAACUUUCGGUGGAGCUUUUGGAGGUUACGGUGGAAAAUAGGUGGCAUGAGUUCUCUCUGAU
Cylicocyclus nassatus is the source of this 342-nucleotide messenger RNA. The record is from the annotation of a GenBank genome assembly. NCBI's taxonomy places the organism in Eukaryota, Metazoa, Nematoda, Chromadorea, Rhabditida, Strongylidae.